Paramecium pentaurelia is the source of this 793-nucleotide messenger RNA. The record is from the annotation of a GenBank genome assembly. NCBI's taxonomy places the organism in Eukaryota, Ciliophora, Oligohymenophorea, Peniculida, Parameciidae.
AAUGGAAUUAUCUGAAAACUCCCAAUCAAUAUCAGGCUGGCUCUAAGAAUAUGACUAAAAGACAGUUCCACAAAUUACUAAACCUAUAAAUUGUAUAUUUUAUAUUUAAUAUCUAUAUAGAAUAAGCAAUAAAUAAAAAGAAAUUGACUAAAAGAAGUGUGAGUUUGUGUUAACAUAGAUAAGAGUAAGAAUAAUAUAAAUCAAGUACUUAUUUAUAAUAUAUUAUAAGAUCUAUUGCUAUAAAUUAGAAAUUAAAGUUAGAUGCCUCUACCAAAUUACAAUAUGAAUAAAAACAAUAAAAUAUAGGAAUUAAAGAGAAUAAUGGAAUUUCUUUAAAUUAAUGAACAAUCAAAAUUCAAUGCAUAUCAUCAAUAUCAAUAAAAUCAUAAUUUAAAAGAAGAAAAAUAAGAAAUUAUUCAAUAAACUAAAGCAUAAUUUAGGAUUAAAUUAAAGUAAAGAUCUUAUUUAAUUGAGUUCUUCAAAUAAAUAAAUUUUAUAACCAUUAUAAGAAAUGAAUCAAAUAAAUGCUUCAACUGAUAGACAAUAAAAUUGUUAGACUAAUAAUAUAAAACAUAGAAAGACACAUCUCAAAACUGAUAAUAAUCAAGAUUUAAAAAAAUCUUCAUCUAUUCAUAGAAUACUUAAUAUAAAGGAAGUCAAACCAAGAAUGACAAAGUAGUUAAAUGAGGUAUAAUAUAAAUAAAAGGAAUAUGAACUACUUUAAUUGAUGAUAGAGAAACACAAAGAAAAUGUGUAAUAAUAUUUACCUAAAAAGAACAGAUACUUAAGAUGA